AGCUGUGAACUUUUCACUUUCCUUUGGGCAUCAAAGAAGGUAGUCAGUCUUUCAAUAGUCAUCAUCCAAAGGAAUUCACACACCAUUAUGGUUCAAUCACAUGGUCCAAUAAAGGCAAGAGGGGAUGUGGGUGUGAGACUGCACAGGUUUUCUCAGAGGGGUCUGUCAUAGUCAGAAUGAAAAAUGGAACGCAGAGAGGUGAGGUACUACACCAUCACCAUUGGCAAGACUAUGAGUUCUCAUAUCCAGUUUAUGAGACAACUUGGAGGAGGCUUCACUGAAGUGUUGUCACCAGCGCAGAGUGAUGUCAUCAUGGCUUUCUGUCCCAUCGUCUCUCGUGCUGGUACUGAUAUUGAGGCAGCACUGCAGCAGAUUCCAGAGGGUAAAGAUGUCAUUCUGGUAGUUCUGCAUCACGUUCUUAACCCAGACUGCACUGCACCUGACAGCAGCAGACUAGUGACCAGAAGUGAUGUAAUACUCACAGUGGACUGUCUGUUCCAUGAGAGUAAGGGAGGACUACUGAACUGUCCUCGCAACAAAGCAGCAGUUGGUAAAAUUCGGAACCGGCUGAACAGGAAGCCAAAGGUGAUAGAUGCCAUCGUGGACAUCCCUGAUCACAGAAACAGGCCAAUGGUGUGUUCCAGUGUCCUUGAUUGCAUCAGAGCAGACAGGCGUUGUUGCCAGAGAUCACCAUUUGUUGUUGGGCUCAUUAUGUUUAUUGUUCUUGUUCUUUUGUGUUUGUUGGUAUUUUUGAUUGUUUCUUUCUGGAAACAAUGAGGUUUAUCAUAAUAACCUAAUGGAAAUAGAGCAAGUAAACUGUAGAAAUUACACAGACAACACAGAUAAACGGACAUAAUUAUACAUAAAAAAUAAUGAAUAAAGCCUAAUAAAGCACCUACUCUACAUGCCUCUAUCUAUCAGGAUAGUAUAUUAGUUUAAGAUGGCAUGAUGCUCAUGUAAUAUUGUAGGACUACUCUGAUAGUAUAUUCUGUGUUGUCACUUUGUUCUGUUUUGACUGCCCUUCUUUUAAAUAUUAAAGUCAUUGAAUUUCA
Messenger RNA from Oncorhynchus masou masou (cherry salmon), 1052 nucleotides. RefSeq lists its product as uncharacterized. The transcript is spliced from 8 exons. Lineage: Eukaryota; Metazoa; Chordata; Actinopteri; Salmoniformes; Salmonidae. The record is from RefSeq and is a predicted model, not a curated record. Bases 184 to 777 code for a protein of 197 amino acids.